CUUUAUAUCUUAUCUUCCUCUCCCUCUAUUUCCACCAAGUUUCCUCUUCUGCAAGUGGACCUUCUAGUUGUGUGUCUAUAUAUAUAUACACAUAGGGUUUGUUCAUCAAAUCCAAUUUCUUAGCCAAGUCUUGGUGGGUUUGAGAUUUUAUUGCUGAAAAGGUCAAAAAGCAAGAAUCUUUGAUCUGGGUUUUGCUUGGAGAUUAAGGAGGACAACUAGUUCGAUAUCAAAGGAAAUGGAUUAUACUUCUUUGAUUGACACUUCAUUGGAUCUUAACACUAAGCCUCUUAGGCUUUUUGAUGGUGCUUGUUUAAGCUUGCCAAGGGAGGUUGAAAGCAAUCCCACUGAGCUAAGGAUGGAGAUUUCAGCCAAACAAGAGACUGGUGCUCUGGUGGAGGAGUUGAAAAGGGUCAGUGCAGAGAACAAGAGGCUAACUGAGAUGUUGACUGUCAUGUGUGAGAAUUAUAAUGCUUUGAGAAAUCACUUGACAGAUUACAUGAACAAAAAUCGCGAAAAGGAGCAGAGUCCACCCAAGAAGAGGAAAUCCGAGAGCAGCAACAACAAUGACAAUCUGAAUCUUGGGAUUGUUGGGAAUAAUUCCGAGAGUAGCUCAACUGAUGAAGAAUCGUCCAAGAAACCAAGAGAAGAAGUCAUCAAAGCAAAGAUUUCAAGGGCUUAUGUCAAGACAGAGGGGUCUGAUCAUUCAAGCCUUAUUGUCAAGGAUGGAUAUCAAUGGAGGAAGUAUGGUCAGAAGGUCACAAGAGACAAUCCAUGCCCAAGAGCCUACUUCAAAUGCUCUUUUGCUCCAAGUUGUCCUGUCAAAAAGAAAGUCCAGAGAAGUGUUGAUGACCAAUCUGUACUGGUUGCGACUUAUGAGGGAGAGCACAAUCAUCCACAGCCUAAUAAAAUGGAAGCAACACCAAGCUCAACACGGACUCUGAACUUUGGCGCAGCCUCGCUUGGUUCAUCAGGACAGAUUAGCACGGUUGAAUCGACAAAACCUAAGUCCAAUGUUGAUGCCAAGAGUGCUGCACAACCAAGGACUGAAUCACCAGAGGUGAAACAGUUUUUGGUGGAACAGAUGGCUUCAUCGUUGACAAAGGAUCCCAAUUUCACAGCUGCUUUGGCUGCUGCAAUUUCUGGAAGAAUAUUUCCUCAUAAUCACAAUGGAAAAUGGUGAAAACCAGUUUUAUAUGUGUGUAUCAGUUAAGCUAUUUAGAGAGUAAUCAAAGUUUAGUUAGAUAAGAUUUGUAUAUAUACAAACCUUGAAAAGAGGGAAAGAAAUUUCCAUGUCGAUUUCAAAUUUGUUCUGUAAAGAACAAAUGUAUUUCUGCAGAAGGAAACAGGAGCAACACCUGCAAUGAACCGCUUGAGUUGAUCCAUGGUUCUUACUUAUUUAACAUUGAUGGAUCGUACAUGUUGCUUGAUCU
This is a messenger RNA of Tripterygium wilfordii, 1430 nucleotides long. RefSeq names its product probable WRKY transcription factor 40. Gene Ontology annotation, biological process: regulation of DNA-templated transcription. The transcript is spliced from 3 exons. Lineage: Eukaryota; Viridiplantae; Streptophyta; Magnoliopsida; Celastrales; Celastraceae. Gene Ontology annotation, molecular function: sequence-specific DNA binding; DNA-binding transcription factor activity. Bases 236 to 1180 code for a protein of 314 amino acids. The record is from RefSeq and is a predicted model, not a curated record.